Cyprinus carpio (common carp) is the source of this 1310-nucleotide messenger RNA. RefSeq names its product proenkephalin-A-like. Gene Ontology annotation, cellular component: plasma membrane; dendrite; axon terminus. The record is from RefSeq and is a predicted model, not a curated record. NCBI's taxonomy places the organism in Eukaryota, Metazoa, Chordata, Actinopteri, Cypriniformes, Cyprinidae. Gene Ontology annotation, biological process: neuropeptide signaling pathway; sensory perception; chemical synaptic transmission. Gene Ontology annotation, molecular function: opioid receptor binding.
CACGACUGACAGUGAUAACACUGCCAAAAAAAAAAAAAAAACUACUGUAAACAGCCCAUGGCGUUAACUGUGAACUGGUGGACUCUGGUGUUGAGCGCCUGUCUUGUGCCGAUGGUUCGCGCUGAAUGCGGCAGAGACUGCGCGCUCUGUGUUUACCGGCUGCUCCGUCAACAGACAGAGAUCGACACACUGACCUGCUCAUUACAGUGUGAAGGGACAGUGGACUCUAGACAAAUAGAAAUCUGCAAAAACAUCCUCAGUGAAAAGGAUCGCCUUGCAAUGGACAACCUCAAACGAGAGGAAGAGAGUGCAGACCAUCUUCUUGCCAAAAAAUAUGGUGGAUUCAUGAAGCGUUAUGGGGGCUUAAUGACUAAGAAAGCAGCAGAGAUCAGCACGGGAGCCCCAGCUGAGAGUCACCUCACAGAGGCCAUUAGUAAGAAAUAUGGAGGUUUUAUGAAGAAGGACAAGGCAGAAGGUGGAGCAGAAGACCAACAGGUGGAGCUGCUGAGAGAGAUCCUCAGGGUCGGUCUCACCUCAGAGUCAGAUGAGCAGCAUGAUGAGGACAUGGUCAAGCACUAUGGGGGAUUCAUGAGGAGUGUACAGGGGAACAGUGGUCUAGGGGAGGCAGGGAGAGACCUGCACAAGAGAUAUGGGGGGUUUAUGCGCAGAGUGGGCAGGCCUGACUGGUUGGACAACCAGAAAAGCAAUGGGUUUCUGAAACGCACUUGGGAGGAUGGAGGCGAGAAUGCCCUGCCCAACAUGCAGAAGAGAUAUGGCAGAUUCAUGGAUUAGAAUUUAAACACGGACGCCCAUCCUAGACAUUCUGUUCCUACUUUGUGUAGAGCUUGCACUGUAUUGUACUUGCACUGUAAUUUCAUGUGAAGCCAUUUUUAAUUAUUAUUUUUUUUUGUCUGCUGAAUAUUCCUCCAUAAUGUACAGUGUGCAUCUGUGUUCUCAGUGACUAGGGUUUGUGUUAAAAAAAAAAAAAAAAUGGGAAUAAAUUAUUUUCCCAUUCUCUGUGUUUACAGUGGAAUCACCCAUCAGAUGGAACACCAUGAAUUAAAAAUACUUGUAACAUUGCUCACAUUGUUUCACAUUGCAUUGUUCUCUGAGAAUCUCAUCACAUUACCUAGUGUGGUUCGCUCAUUGCAGAUGAGGUUAAGUCUGCUGUCUGCACUUGAUAUGUUAAUGAUUAAUGCAUUUCUUUUAACAACUUUUCAACAGCUUUUGUUCUUGUUUAAAUCAGAGCAACAUUUCUGAGCUAUUAGCUGUACAGAAUACAAUAAAUUCAUCUUACUGCAUAAGUAAAA